Messenger RNA from Cydia fagiglandana, 1256 nucleotides. RefSeq lists its product as uncharacterized. Lineage: Eukaryota; Metazoa; Arthropoda; Insecta; Lepidoptera; Tortricidae. The record is from RefSeq and is a predicted model, not a curated record. The transcript has 3 exons. Bases 177 to 1256 code for a protein of 359 amino acids.
UCAAACUAGUUAUCUCUUGUUGUAAUAAAAUCUUACUAGCAAUAACACAACCUAUUGUUGAACAUAAUCUUAGUUGACUUUUUGAUUAAAUUAAAUAUGCAAUCAUAUAUAAAGAUAACAAAACGAAAAACAGCAGAGAAUAUUGUUACGUGGCAGUCGUAGUUUAAUCAUUAACAAUGUCUAACGCUGAGGAAAGAUUGCGUAAAGUUUUGAAUUGCAUAGUUCAAGAGAAAUUUCCUAACGCGUCCGAUGUUAAAAUCAAGCCAUAUAGCACCGAUGGUGCGAACUAUACCUCAGUUUUAUUUGAAGCUAGUAUCGUUACCCCUGAAGAUACCUUUGAAUUAUUUGCAAAAGUAGAAUCAAUGGGCGAUCAUCUCAAAGACACAAGUCAGCACCUCUCCAAUAUAGAAAAUUUCGUAUUCACAUCACUUACCGGCGCUUAUGCAAAAUUAGAGGGCAAAUAUGGGAUAAAAGAAAAAUUCAUAUUUCCAAAGUUUUACAAGAGCGUCGAUGGAGUCGUUGUCAUGGAAAAUUUAGCAUUCAAAGGAUAUGAAGUUUAUGAUAGAUUCAAGAGUAUUGAUUGGAAUUAUGCAUCGAAAUCUGUAGAAGCUUUAGCCAGAUUUCAUUCACUUUCUUUCGCAUUCAAGAAUGAAUGUCCAGAGGAGUUCAGAAAAGCUGGGGAAGUGUUAAAUAUACCGAUGGCUAUCUAUACAAGCUUUCAUUCGGAUGGUCAAAGUGAUGCUGCAAUGGCAGCUCUGGAUGAAGAAGAUAGAGAGAAACUCAUUAAACUUCUUGAAGGGUCUAAGGGUUUGAGUAAAGGUUUGGAUCUUACUGAAACUCGUGAGACUGCUGUCAUCGUCCACGGAGACUACCGCGCAAGUAAUUUGAUGCAUAAAGAAGUGAAUGGAGAAUAUCAUGUCAUUCCGGUGGACUACCAAACAGCCAGACUAGGGUGUCCCGCAUCCGAUCUCCUCUACUUCAUCGUGAUGGGUUCUGACCAGCAGUUCCGAAAACUGCACUACCAUCAGCUUCUAGACCACUAUUACCAGCAUCUGACUCUGAUGAUGACCAAGUUCGGUCUUCAGCCGGAUGAGGUGUAUGGGAGGGAGGAAUUCGAAAGUGACAUAAAAGCGAAACUCCCAGUAGCGCUCAGCUUCGCUGCGAUAGGGCUGCCAUUCGUGACAGUGGACGCCGACAGCGCUCCGAACUUCGCGAGUGGGCAGUUCGUGCCGCGCGCGAACGAACAGUUCGUCUAA